AAUUCAUCGACGUCCCGGUUGGACGGGCGAAUUUGCCGAAUUGGCGUGUGAUAUGCUCUGCGACCCGCAUCUGAGACGAACAUCCUUCCACUCGUCUACACGUAGACUUUGCACACUCCCUAGCUCUGGAAAGUCGACUUACUGCCUUCCUGCCUUCUUCUCUCUCUCUUUCCCUCGUACCAGAUUCGGCCGUCACGUAUGCUUGUAAUAUCUUGCUGAAACCCUUGCACCCCUGGCCGUUGUCCAUCGCGCGCACAUGAUUAGCCAUCAUGUCAACGCAGUCGGAUGUGCUAGACAACAUCUUUCACCGAGUAGCGAAUAGGAACGAGGAUGUCCGAAAGCAAGCUGCAGAGGAUCUUCAGCUACAGAUUGCCUCGUACACGUCCGACUUUCCAGGACACGGUCAAGAUGCCAGUAAAGGAUUAUGGAGUGACCUUUUCAUCCGGACGUUCGAGUUGACCAGAAGCAAUCAUGCAGCGGAGAAAUUAGGUGCUACAGUGGUCAUUGGGGCCAUGUUGGAGGCUGCGAAUGAGGAGUCUCCCGAUAGAGGUUUGCAAAAGACUCUAAGGCUCUAUGAGUAUCUCCGCCCAUUGCUCGUCAGCAGUGACUCGCAAGUCAUGAUGGACGCUGCCAAAGUCGUCGGAAACAUGGUCCGAAUAGCAGGAGUUAAUCUUGGUGAAUCAUGGUUCACUAAAGAAGUAGGACAAGCAUUGCAGCUCCUAGAAGACUCUCGGCAAGAAGUCAACCGCUUCAGUGGUGUCUUAGUCCUCCACCAAUUCGCUAGUAAUGCUCCCGCCCUAUUCCACCCAUUCGUGUCGAGAGUCUUGGAAAAGAUUUGGAUCCCAUUACGGGACUCUAGGACGGUCGUCCGAGAACGCGCUUCAUUGCUUCUCUCGGCAUGUUUGGACAUUGUCAAGACGAGAGACAAGUCGCCCGCCGAGACGUAUAGAAAAAUCUUUGAAGAAGCCCGCUCGGGCCUCAUGAGAGCAGGAGGCACAGAUACAGUCUUGGGAUCACUACUGGCCUUCGGCUCCAUGUUACAAAAUCAGCAGAUCUCCAUGGCAGACUACUAUCGUUCAAUCUGCGAGUUGACGCUCAAAUACCGUGACAGCAAAGAAGUGGUCGUCCGCAAAGCCGUCAUUACCCUCAUUCCGUCCAUGGCGACAUAUGACAGCGACGAAUUUGAGAGUCAAUACCUACAGCGAAGCAUGGCUUGGCUGCUGCAGGCCUUGGGCAAAGCCACGGAUCGAGAUCUGGCAUACAUUGCUAUUGGUCAUCUGGCAAUGCAGCUUGGUUCAAAGAUGCGGCCUUUUGUCGAAGAAAUCCUUAAAGUCAUGAAAGAGCAUCUGCGGAUGAGAGGCAAGAAGAAUGCUCCAUACGAGGGUCCCAUCUUUCAAAGUCUCGCCAUGCUCACGACAUCUGUCGGGCCGAUGCUCACAAGACAAAUGCACGAGGUACUAGACUUGAUGUUCCCCUGGGGUCUGAGUGAAGCUCUGUGGAACGCCUUGUCAGUCAUCAAGAACCAUAUCCCACCGUUAUUGCCUUCUAUCCAGGAUCGCCUUUUGGAGAGUCUGUCAAUGAUUCUCACCGGUCAGCCUUACAGGUCACUUGGAGCGCCCGCGAUUAGGACGAAAAUGCACUCGAGGGAUAUCAAUCUUUUGCAGGCAUCGACGGGCGCCCAACCACCAGAGACAUUGUCCCUCGCAUUGAGAAUCCUAGGCAACUUUGAUUUCAGCGGUCACACCCUCAACGAAUUCGUCCGCGACGCAGCGCUCCCGUAUCUCGAGCACGACAGUGCCGAAGUCCGAAAAGAGGCUGUCCUAGCUUGCACUCAGCUCUUCAUCAAUGAUCCCAUAUGCCAUCAGACUAGCAGUCACUCGAUCGAGGUCGUCAGCGAUGUGUUGGAGAAGCUAUUGACUGUGGGAAUCACGGAUCCAAAUCCAAUGAUUCGACGCACUGUCCUUGAGCACCUGGACGAAAAGUUUGAUCGCCAUCUUGCUCAAGCGGAAGACAUUCGAUGCUUAUUCAUUGCUCUGAACGACGAGGUUUUCCAGAAUCGAGAGAUUGCCAUUGGCAUCAUUGGUCGAUUGGCGCAACACAACCCUGCCUAUGUCAUGCCUCCACUGAGAAAGUCCUUAAUCAAUCUCAUCACCGAGCUCGAGUAUGCCACUAACAGCCGGCAGAAAGAGGACAGUGCAAAGCUUUUGUGCCUGCUCAUAGGCGCAGCCGCAAGUCUCGUCAAGAGCUACGCGCCGACCAUUCUCACAGUCCUACUCCGAACCGCUAGCAGCUCAAGUACAUCUAUACCAGUCGCCGCAUACUGUGUGACGUGUAUUGGCGAGCUUGCACGGGUCGCAGGCGAGGAGCUCGUGUCAAACGUUCGGACGAUUUUGGACCUCGUCAUCAGCAUGCUGAACGAUCAAACGUCGACGUUGAAACGAGAUGCAGCGCUCAAGACACUGGGCCAGAUCGUUUCAAACACUGGCGAGGUCAUCAACCCGUAUAUCGAACAACCGCAGCUCUUGGGCAUCCUAUUUAGAUUACUACAGACCGAGACGUCUCAAGCGAUACGCACGGAGACGAUCAGGACCAUGGGUCUUUUGGGAGCGCUUGAUCCGUUCAAACACAAGGUUCUGCAAGGCAGUAUCACCGAUCCGACAGCUGCUGAAAAUGGCUACCGCGUUACCGAUAUCACUCUAUUAAUGAACCAGCAGACCCCAUCGAACGACGAGUACUACCAAACUGUCGCGAUCACAUCACUUGUCAACGUCUUGAAUGACUCGACACUCAAGGAAUCACAUUACGAGGCCGUUCAAGCGGUCAUGUUGAUAUUCCGAACCCAGCGCCUGCGAUGCGUAUCUUUCUUGCCCCAGAUCCUUCCCGCUUUUCUCCACGUUAUCCGAAUAGCCCAACCUCAGCUGCAAGAUGUACUGCUCAAACAGCUUGCGAAUCUCAUUUCCAUCGUCAAACAGCAUAUCCGCAAUUACAUCAACCAAGUGUUUUCACUCGUCCACGAAUUUUGGGGUUCCGGUCCCACCGUCCAAAUCACUUUGAUUCAAUUGGUCGAAUCCGUCGCUCGUGCCGUCGAGGGAGAAUUCAAGGCGUACCUCCCGAGGCUUCUACAGCAGAUCCUACACAGCUUCGACGGUGAUCUCAGUGAAAAGCACAUUCAGGGUAGUCGUCUCAGCAUCCUCUUGCACAUCCUCAAAGCUUUCAUUGUCUUUGGAUCCAGUAUCGAAGAUUAUCUCCACCUCAUUCUCCCUGUCAUUGUGCGAAGCUUCGAGUCGCCGCAGGCUCCUUCUGAACUCCGUAAAGCGGCAUUACGGACGACGGGUCAACUAUGCCGCAAGGUCAACUUUUCGGAUCACGCUUCUCAGAUCAUCCAUCCGCUGGUAAGGGCCCUAGCCCAUAGCGAUACAGAAAUGAGAAGUAUCGCUAUGGACACGCUGUGCGUUUUGGUGUUGCAAUUUGGGCCAGAUUAUGCCAUCUUUAUCCCAAUGGUCAACAAGGUUCUGGUCGAACACAAUAUUAAGCACAGUGGAUACGAUACGUUGAUACAUAAACUUCUGAAUAGAGAACGACUCCCCCCAGAUCUCGGGCCCGUUGAGCGCUUUGCCAACGAUCCGACAUCUGAAAUGUCAGUAUCGGUGGAGCAGGCGAAGCUCCCAGUCAACCAGCAGCAGCUCAAACUGGCUUGGGAUUGCUCUUCAGUGACAAGCAAGAGCGAAUGGAUCGAAUGGGUCAAACGACUCGGCAGUGAACUCAUGCGAGAAUCCCCUUCGCAGGCUAUCCGAGCCUCGCGGAAUUUGGCUGAACAGUACACUCCCUUUGCAAGAGAGCUCUUCAACGUGGCUUUCGUUUCUUGUUGGACCGAAUUGUAUGAGAGCUAUCAGGAGGACCUCGUGCACAAUCUUGAAACAGCUCUCACCAGCCCGGGCGUACCGCCUGAUGUCGUAAAUGUCAUCCUGAAUCUUGCCGAGUUCAUGGAGCACGAUGACAAACGAUUGAACAUCGACGCAAAGCUCUUGGCCGACUAUGCAUCUCACUUCCACGCCUACGCCAAAGCUCUGCACUACAAGGAAGCUGAAUUCUUCACCGACGCUUCUGCUGUGGUGGUCAACGACCUGAUUGAAAUCAAUCAAAAACUGCAGCAGGCAGACGCUGCCUGGGGGACCCUGGUUUACGCUGAAGGUAAUAUGGAGAUGACCCAUGAUGUCAUGUGGUUCGAGAAGCUCAAUCGAUGGGAAGAUGCGCUUUCGAUCUGGGAACAACGAGCGCAGAACCCGGAAGAGGAGUUUACAGAAUCUCAGGUUGCCUUUGGUCGGAUUCAGGCUUUGCACGCUCUCGGAGAAUGGGAAGAUCUGUCGGAACUGGUUCAAAUCAGGUGGCCAAGUUCGACACAGGAGGAAAAGAAGCAGAUGGCCCCCUUGGCCGCGGCGGCUUCCUGGUCCUUGUAUCAGUGGGAUCUGAUGGAAGAUUAUAUCGCCGCUAUGCGAAACGACACUGUCGACCGGCAUUUCUACAAGGCUAUCAUUGCUGUUCAUCGCAAUCAAUUUGGAUCCGCUGCGAGGCACAUCUCCAGGGCGAGGGAGAGGCUUGAUCCGGAGUUGACCUCGUUGACAAGCGAAAGUUAUGGACGGUCCUACGACACAAUGGUCCGAGUUCAGGCUAUGGCCGAGUUAGAAGAAAUCAUCUCGUACAAGGAUCAUGCAGAUCGCCCAGAACGGCAGCAGACCCAGCGAAUGACUUGGAGAAGAAGACUCGACGGAUGUCAACGAGAUGUCGAAGUCUGGCAGAGAAUCCUGCAAGUUCGCUCGCUCGUCCUCUCGCCGAAUGAAGACAUGGACACUUGGAUUCAUUUCGCAGAUCUAUGUCGGACGCAAGAUAGACUCAAGCUUGCCGAGAAAACGCUCACAUCGCUCGUUGGCAGUUCCUACAACGCCGAAGACCCAGAGAGUCGCGCUAGGGCGCCGCCCCCGGUCAUUUUUGCCUACUUCCAGCUCUCAUGGGCUAAGAACAACAAGGAGCAAAACGCCCAUGAGCAAGUCGCCACUUUGCAAUACCUCCGACGCUUCACCGAACAGCUGACUGAGGAUAUCGGUAUUGGUCAACGGGACGCCCACGGACGAUUAAUAUUACCGGAUGUCAAGCUGUAUGGCGAAUACACAAAGCUGUUGGCGAGAUGUCACGUCGAACUAGGAGCUUGGCAGACUGCUUUGCGCGAGGGCUCCAUAGCCUCCGACCCGAGCGAGAUCCUGGCAGAUUACUCUGAGGCUACGCAAUUAGAUCCCGAAUGGUAUAACGCCUGGCAUACCUGGGCACUGGCCAACUUUGAGGUUGUCACUCAGCUCGAGGUCUCCCCUGGAGGUCUCCAGCCUGAUCACUUCACAACGUACAUCAUUCCUGCUGUCGACGGCUUCUUGCGCUCCAUCGCAUUGUCUCCGGGCAAAGCAUUGCAGGAUACAUUGCGUCUCCUCACGCUCUGGUUCACGUACGGAUACCAGCAUGGCGUCAGCACCGCCAUUUCGCAAGGACUGCAUAUGGUCAACGUGGAUGUUUGGCUGGAGGUCAUUCCCCAGAUCAUUGCUCGUAUCCACACUCCUCGUGCUGCUAUCCAACAGCUCAUCGUCCGCCUCUUACAUGAUAUUGGCAAAGCCCAUCCGCAAGCUCUGAUCUAUCCAUUGACAGUCGCAUCCAAGUCCGACGUGGCAAGUCGUCAAGCAGUCGCUCAGUCUAUCACAGCCAAGAUGAGAGAGCAUGCCUCAAAUAUAGUAGACCAAGCGGAACUCGUCAGCACAGAGCUCAUCCGAGCUGCCAUUUUGUGGCAUGAAAUUUGGCAUGACGGUCUCGAGGAUGCUUCCAAGCAUUAUUUCGCCGAGAAAAACAUCCCUGCGAUGUACGAGGUGUUGGAGCCGCUUCACGAGAUGGUCGAAAGGGGACCGGAAACACUCCGUGAGACGUCAUUCGUGCAGUCCUUCGGACAUGAUCUACGGUCUGCAAGGGAUCAUCUCCGAAGAUACUCGGCUCACGGAGAUAUCAACGAGAUUCAGCAAGCUUGGGACAUAUACUAUAAUGUGUUCCAAAGACUGGCGAAGCAGUUGAGGAUGCUCAACGUCAUCGAGCUGCAGUACGUCUCGCCCAAGCUCAUGGACGUCCGAGAUUUGGACAUUGCUAUUCCUGGCACAUAUCAAUCGGGCAAGCCCGUCAUUGGCAUUGCUCAGGUCUUGCCCACCUUCCAGGUGAUCAGCUCAAAGCAUCGGCCGCGAAAGUUCAGUAUGCGCGGUCAGGAUGGAAAGGAGUAUGCCUACUGCUUGAAGGGUCACGAGGAUCUGCGUCAAGACGAGCGUGUCAUGCAGCUGUUCGGUCUGGUCAACACCUUGCUCAACUCGGAGCCCGAAGCAGCCAAGCGUCAUCUUUCGAUUCAGCUUUUCUCCGUCACGCCCCUAUCUCCCGGUGCUGGUCUUUCGGGCUGGUUACAACAUAGCGACACGCUACACAUGCUUAUCAAGGGUUACCGAGAGUCUCGCAAAAUUCUUGUCGACAUCGAGAAUCGUCUCAUGCAACAGAUGGCGGAUGACAGCUAUGAUAGCUUGCCCUUGCUGCACAAGGUUGAAGUCUUCCAGUAUGCCUUGGACAACACAACCGGACAGGAUCUUUACAAGAUCCUUUGGCUCAAGAGUCGGAACUCCGAAUCGUGGCUCGAGCGGAGAGCGACGUAUACAAGGUCGUUGGGUGUCACGUCCAUGGUCGGUUACAUUCUAGGGCUUGGAGAUAGACAUCCAUCCAACCUGCUUAUGGAUCAAAUCUCCGGCAAGAUUGUCCACAUUGACUUUGGUGAUUGUUUCGAGCUGGCGCAACAGCGUGACAAGUAUCCUGAGAAGAUUCCCUUCCGGCUCACUAGAAUGCUCAUUCAUGCCAUGGAGGUAUGUGGGAUCACCGGAACCUUUUCCAAAUCAUGUGAAGUCUCAAUGGGCGUCUUGCGAGACAACCGAGAAUCCAUCAUGGCCGUCCUCGAGGCCUUUGUAUACGAUCCCCUUAUCGCUUGGCGACUCAACGCGACGACGCACCAGCCGGGUGGACGGGCGAACACCGAGCAAGAGGCAGAUGAAGCGGCGUAUGCUAGGCAGAGACGGAGCAGGAUCAACGAGGCAGAGGCUUUGAACGACGCGGAGAGGCCCGAAGUCAGAAACGAACGAGGCUUGGCAGUCAUCGACCGAGUGAGGAAGAAGCUCACCGGACGUGAUUACAAGACGCCAAACCCCCUCACUGUUACCCAGCAAGUGGAGAGACUGGUGGACGACGCGACCAAGACGGAAAAUCUGUGUGUGGCGUACAUUGGAUGGUGUUCAUUCUGGUGAUCUUGUGGUCCUACGGACGAUGUCUGCUUGUGUACAUUGUUAUCCCUCAAUAUCGAUACAAUUUUCGCUGAACGUGCAAAUGCAACCCUCGGAUACGGAGAUUGUGCCACUCUGAACCC
Kockovaella imperatae is the source of this 7477-nucleotide messenger RNA. Its product is annotated as armadillo-type protein. Bases 270 to 7358 code for a protein of 2362 amino acids. Gene Ontology annotation, biological process: TOR signaling; negative regulation of macroautophagy; protein phosphorylation. The transcript is spliced from 33 exons. Gene Ontology annotation, cellular component: TORC1 complex; nucleus; TORC2 complex. The record is from RefSeq and is a predicted model, not a curated record. NCBI's taxonomy places the organism in Eukaryota, Fungi, Basidiomycota, Tremellomycetes, Tremellales, Cuniculitremaceae. Gene Ontology annotation, molecular function: protein binding; protein serine/threonine kinase activity; protein-containing complex binding.